Exophiala aquamarina CBS 119918 is the source of this 1758-nucleotide messenger RNA. RefSeq lists its product as uncharacterized. Gene Ontology annotation, molecular function: protein binding. The record is from RefSeq and is a predicted model, not a curated record. Lineage: Eukaryota; Fungi; Ascomycota; Eurotiomycetes; Chaetothyriales; Herpotrichiellaceae. The coding region runs from base 1 to 1758 and encodes 585 amino acids. The transcript has 2 exons.
AUGAUAGGAUCCCUGGUCAGUCAACUCUGCUUUCAAAGCGGGAUUUUCCCGAUCGAACUCGAAGAAGCUUUUCAACAAGUUCACAAUACGGUUGGUCACCAAAAGCCGACAUUACAGCUUCUUCGACAGAUUCUGGAAAACUUUGUGCAACGGUCUCAUGUUGUGAUUUUAAUCGAUGCCCUAGAUGAAUGUCUCCAGCGACAGGAGGCGGUCGACUUCAUCUCAGGUCUACAGAGAACAAAAUCCUCCCCAAGUAUUCUGAUCACGAGCCGAGAUGAUGUAGAGAUGCAAGCUGGUUUGUACAUGUUUACCCACAUGAGAAUUGAAGGCCAUUUAGCAGAAGUUAAUCAAGACGUGGAGUCAUAUAUCAAGCACCGGCUUUCGUCAGAGCGAAGACUACAGUGGCUCAAUGAUAGUGUCAAAGAUGACAUAGCUAGUCUGCUGAUCGAGAAGUCCGCUGGGAUGUUUCGCUGGGUCCAAUGCCAGAUCGACGCCAUAGCAAUUCUUCGCACAGUCAAGGCCAUUCGCGCUGCUCUCAAGGAACUUCCCAAGGGACUGGACGAAACAUACGACAACAUCUUAACAAAAAUUCCAGACUCGGACACGGAAACCGUGCGCCGAAUUCUGAUGUGGGUUUCAUUCGCCGUCAUGCCCCUGACCCUGAGUGCCGUCCAUGAGGCAAUUGCCAUCGACCCUUAUAUGGACCACCUGGACGAAGAAUCAACUCUGCGGACCCCGCAAGACAUGCUUGACCUCUGUGGUAGUCUGGUUAUUGCGUCUGAGGAAGGGUAUCUUGGACUCGCCCAUUUGUCUGUGAAGGAGUAUCUCCUCUCACAGCGAACCAAGCAGAAUAAGGCCGUAUCGGCGUAUGCACUCGAACCAGACAGCGCUAACCAUGAACUUGCUGAGAAUUGCCUGGCCUAUCUGUCUUUCCAUGAAUUAUCCUCUGGACCUUGUCCGAGCGCUGACGACUACACAUCCAGGCUGAUUCGCUUACCACUGGUCAACUAUGCGGCGGUCAGCUGGUCGUACUUCGUCCGCGCUACGACGGUGACCCCGAAAUUACAGGACCGCAUUACCCGAUUUUUCCACACGCCUCCAUCACCAACCUUCAUGUCCUGGGUGCAGGUCUUGAACGCAAUCCAUGGGAGCUGGGACUUCUACCCUCACACCACGACGACGCUGUACUACGCGUCGACGUUCGGUCUAGCUGAUACGGUGGAAGAUCUGCUCCGUAACCCGGACAUUAAGGCUCUCCUCGACGCUCCGGGGAGCCGCUUCGGCGGCACCGCACUACACGGCGCCGUCCUUCGCGAGCAUCUAAGCGUCAUGCAACUCCUGUUGGAUGCCGGGGCUGACGCAAACAAGGCUGACCUGAACAAGAUUAGCCCACUGCACACAGCAGCAGAGUACGGCAACCCGGAUGUCAUUACGAUGCUCCUGGAAGCCGGAGCGAACCUGCACGCUCUUGACCAUGAAGGCCAAACCCCGUACGACUGGGCUGUCCGCGCCGCCAACUCCGUGGCAAUCAGUAUGUUAUCCAGGGCCGCCGAGUUAUUAACAGAGGUCAAUCCAGGUCCCCCUUUUCCUUCCACUCCACCGUCGAGCAGACCUAGUUCGUUUCCCGGCAGCGCAGAGUUACCAUCAUACCCGACAGACCCUCGAAAUGAAGCCAUUUUGUUGAUGUCCCGCCGAGGAACGCUCCGGCUCGACUCGAGAAUAAGCUUUCUGAAUCGGUCCAAGAGCGCGGACUCGUGA